GCCGCCCCUGGGAGCCGGGGCUCGGCCUGCGGCAGCGGCCAGGAUGCCACGUUUUUGCCAUGCCGGGGCUGUGCUGCUCGUCCUGCUGGCUAUGGCCGUGGUUAUGGCAGCAGAGCAGGGAGGGGAAAAGAGCUGUGAUCUGGUUGGGGACAAGGACAAAGAAUCAAAGACGGAGAAGGAACUGCUGAAGAAGUUGGGGCCCCUGAUGGGCGCAAGGUUUCACACGGAUGUGGUUUCGGGUACAGAGAACUACACCUACGAAUUCCGGGUGUGCAGGGAGGUCAGCAGCGCUCUGGCCGAAUCGGGCGUUGUGCAGACCAAUGGGAAGACCCAAAAGAAGACGGUGAUCGGGAGAAUCAACGAGACCCAAAUAAUCAACGGCAGUGACUGGAUCUUGCUGAUUUACAAGGGAGGUGACUCCUAUGGUUCUCACUGUCUCUAUGAGAAGAGAAAGGCCUUGAUAAUGAUCUCAUGCAACCGGAAGGCCCGGAAUGACAGCUUCGUUAUGGCAUGGGAGGAGCGGGACAAGGAGCAGGAAUGUUUCUACCUCUUUGAGAUGGACAGCAGUGUGGCCUGCCCACCUGAGGACUCUCGCCUCAGCAUUGGCUCUAUUCUGCUCAUUAUGCUUGCAUCAGUGAUCGCAGUCUACAUUGUGGGGGGAUUCCUCUACCAGCGUCUGGUGGUGGGAGCAAAGGGCAUGGAGCAGUUCCCUCACUUUGCCUUCUGGCAGGAUCUGGGAAACCUGGUGGCGGAUGGCUGUGACUUCGUCUGUCGCUCCAAGCCUCGAAAUGCCCCAGCUGCGUACCGCGGUGUGGGGGAUGACCAACUGGGUGAGGAGUCUGAAGAGCGGGAUGACCACUUGCUACCAAUGUGACCAGACUUGAGGCACUGAGUUCUCCCCCUUCCUUGCUGCACUCGCUCUCCCAGGUGUUACUGGCCACUCCUUUUGUGCUCUUCUCUACCACAAUCUGAUUUUCUUUGAACUGUUUGCUUUUACCACAGCUGCUGUUUUGAUUCCCCACUUUUUCACCCCAGCCCAUCGCAGAACCUCUCUGUCCCUGCAGCCCUGGUACCAGGGGGCAGGCCUGAGGGGCACACUACUGCACAAGCUAACAGGGCAGGAGUAGCUGGAAGGUUCUGUACACAGCUGCCAAGGCAGGAAGGAGACCCCGCUCAGCAUGGAGAGGGGGUCUCUAGUGUGUGAGGGGUUCUGAAACAACUGGGAAUGGGGAGGGGAACAUUUCUUCUGUACUUUUUCUAUGAGGCUUACUGGAUCUGUGAGACACUGGAUUGUUCCCUAUUUAAAUGCACUUUCUGCUUUCUUUGCUUCUGUGCUGUCCCACAGACUGUUCACUGCCCACCUUCCCCCCUCUCCCCAGUGCCAUCCCGGCAGGGCUGUUCUGCCCAACUCCAUGAGGCUGGAGCAGGCAGCAGCCUCCCUGCAGCCUGCCUCUUCCUGGCAGCAGCCUGAAUUGAACAGCGCACGCCAAUUUCUUUCAGCUUCAGCAGAAGGACAUCACCAAAGCUCAUAGGUUUUGUUAAGGAGACUGCACCUAACAAGUCACGGGAGUCAGUAUGGUUUUGUGACUUCCUAUUUAAAAGGGGCAAGGGGGAAGACUCAACCUCCUCCUCCAUCAGAAGGAAGCCAGGUGUACUUCUGGGCAGGAGCCUGGAAAAUGACACUGACCUCAAGGGUAGUUGAGAGUCUAGAUAGUGACUUGGCUUCCAGGACAAGCUUUGCCUAAGCAGAAGCGUUAAGUGGCCAUGCCACUAUGGAGUUCGUAAAGCUGUGAUCUGGACUGGCCCUCAUGGAGAUCAUGACAGCCUUCAGCAGGUUUGUUUGUUUUUGUUUUUUUUUUAGCUGUGGGACUCUCUGGAUUUUUUUUAAUAAAGGAAACAUCGAUGAGAACAGCAUGGCAUGAAAUGCUGAAAACAGGGCAGCUGAUUGCUGCUGCUACACAAAAAGUGGUGAGCUGGGGGUCUAGCUUAGCUACACCUCUCCCACCCCUUUGGAUGCUAUGUAGGACCUGCUGUCUUCCAACACAAGCUACUGGUUGCAUACGCAUCCCUGUUCAGCUGUGCUGGAAAGCCUCACUACCUGCUACAGGUGAGAUCAGAGCUGCAUGGCAUUGGUGCUACCCCCAUUACGAAAGCAGCAGCUACACGGGUAUGACAUGAUGGAUAGAAGAAGUCAGUGAAACUUGCAGGUACUUAGCACCUUGGUCUCUAGUGCAAGAUGGUAGCCUCUACUAGUAAGCAGCCAGCCAAUUCCAGUCUACCACAUGACUGCUGGGCAGAGCUACUCAGUAUAGAACAGAAGCAAUUGACCAAAAGGAAAAAUAUAUUUUUGUAAUGUGAACAAAGGAAGAUUGCAGAAGUAGGGGUGUGAGAUGAGGCUCAGACUCUGGUCUCUCUGAGGGAGGAAGAGAGGCAUGGGCA
Molecule: messenger RNA, 2439 nt
Organism: Gavialis gangeticus (Gharial)
Lineage: Eukaryota; Metazoa; Chordata; Crocodylia; Gavialidae
Gene: M6PR
Product: mannose-6-phosphate receptor, cation dependent
Exons: 7
Coding region: 44-874 (276 amino acids)
Biological process (GO): protein targeting to lysosome
Cellular component (GO): endosome; Golgi apparatus; trans-Golgi network
Molecular function (GO): protein domain specific binding
Source: RefSeq, a predicted model, not a curated record